Messenger RNA from Cotesia congregata, 771 nucleotides. Lineage: Eukaryota; Metazoa; Arthropoda; Insecta; Hymenoptera; Braconidae. The record is from the annotation of a GenBank genome assembly.
AUGACAAAAGAAAAAAAUAAAAAUCAAUAUGUACAAAAGUACAGAAAAGAGUGGGAACUUGACGUAAACUUCAAAGGUUGGCUUUCAGAAGUACCCGGUGAUUCUCAAGCAGCCCACUGUAAAUUAUGUAAAAGUAAUCUUAAAGCUCAUAAAAAAAAUUUAAAUGAUCAUCUUAAUUCUACAAAACACAAGGAAGCAAUAAAACGAGAUAAAACUAUAGUACAUAACCAAAAAAUAGAUACUUUUAUUAAACCUACAAUUUUAGAAGAACGCAAAAUCGUAGAAUUACGAAUUGCUGUAUUUAUUGCAAAAAAUUGUUCAAUCCGUGCCGUUGUUGAAUUGAGUGUAUUAAUCAAAAGCUUGGAUAAAUCGAGUAAAAUUUUGAAUGAGAUCAAAUUGCAUCGCACAAAAUGUACAUCACUCGUACUCAACGUCAUCGCACCUUGUAUGCUUCAAGAAUUAAUUGAAGAUAUUGUUGAAUUUGGCGAAGCUACAGCUUUAUAUGAUGCAUUUACUAAUAAUAUUAAAGAUAGUGGAUUGAAUUUAAAUAACCUUAUUGGCAUUGGUGUUGACGGAGUUAAUGCUAUGGUUGGAGCACACAAUUCUCUCGCUUCUCGUUUAACUGCUCUCAUUCCCCAUUUAGUCGUUGUAAAGUGUGUUUGCCACUCUUUACAUCUUGCAGCUGAAGAAGCCUUUAAAUGUCUACCUAAGCAUAUAGAUUUUUUAAUUAAAGAGUGUUACAAUUGGUUUUCCAUGAGCAGUAAGAGAUAA